Molecule: messenger RNA, 837 nt
Organism: Zingiber officinale
Lineage: Eukaryota; Viridiplantae; Streptophyta; Magnoliopsida; Zingiberales; Zingiberaceae
Product: probable methyltransferase At1g29790
Exons: 1
Coding region: 3-794 (263 amino acids)
Molecular function (GO): S-adenosylmethionine-dependent methyltransferase activity
Source: RefSeq, a predicted model, not a curated record
GAAUGGGUGAAUUUCCCCCCAAAUGGGAGACUAUUUUUUAUCCCCUGUUAAUCCUCUGUGUCCGCCAUUACAGGUAUGUGGAACCGGCGGCGCUUCCGGAGAGCCUAUGGACGACGCCGGCGGACACCAGUGUGGUGUGGGACGCCUACACCUGCAAGAACUACUCAUGCCUGGUGCAGAGAGGGCGGACGAAGGGCUCGAACGCCGACUGCAACGAUUGCUUCGACCUUGAAGGGCGGGAGAAAUCCCGGUGGCUGGCGGACGGCGAGGGGUUGGACUUCGGGAUGGACGCGGUGCUGGCGGCGCGGCCGGAGGGGACGGUGCGGUUAGGGCUGGACAUCGGCGGGGGGAGCGGGACAUUCGCGGCGAGGAUGAGGGAGCGGGGCGUCACCGUGGUAUCGACCACCAUGGACUUCGACGGGCCGUUCAACAGCUUCAUCGCCGCCCGUGGGCUGGUGGCGCUCCACCUCACCGUAGCGCACCGCCUGCCGUUCUACGACCGCACGCUCGACAUCGUCCACUCCAUGCACGUCCUCAGCAACUGGAUCCCCGACGCCGUCCUCGAGUUCGCGCUCUUCGACAUCUACCGGGUGCUGCGUCCCGGCGGCCUCUUUUGGCUCGACCACUUCUUCUGCUCCGGCGAUCAGCUCGACGCCACGUACGGGCCGAUGAUAGGCCGGAUCGGGUUCAGCAAGCUCCGGUGGGUGACUGGUCGGAAGCUCGACCGCGGCGUGGAGAAGAACGAGUGGUACCUCUCUGCUCUGCUGGAGAAGCCGUUGACUUUUUCAAUCUAGUACCACCGUAAUGUUUCACGGAAAAGGUCAAAUAGAAUUUAAG